AAGGGAAAACGAGAAGAGACAAGCGGUGAAAGUGGUCCAAGCAGCUGAAACUCACGGCGAUGGAGGAGGACAUGCAUCUGGCGGACGAGGGACUCUACGUCCCUAAAAUAUGCAGGCAGCGGAGUCCCUACAGCGCCCUCAAAACCUUCCCCAGCAAGCGGUCGGCGGGGAAGACGCGCUAUGAGCGACCCACCAUGGUAGACAUCCCGUUACUGGGAGGCGGCGACGGCGGAGGAGGAGGAGGAGAGCAUCCUAACCAGAAUCAGCACCAUCAGCAUCAGCAGCAGCACAUUCAGCCCCAUCAGCCGUCCCUGAUCAGCAGCAGCGAUCAUCGCCACCCGCCGCAGUGUUCCCCCGGGCCCGGCUUCCGCGUCGCCACCUCCACUUCGGCGACGUCGGCAGCCACAGCAUCCCUCGGCGGCCCGCGGAGUGUCGGUGGCGCGGCGGGGCACCAAAGCUCCAGGCACCCAGCCGCCAGCUCCGCUCUCUGUCGCGGCUCCCCGGACUGUAGCCAGGGGCUCAGCGCAGAGAACCGGCUCAUCCUGGACGCCUUUGCACAGCAGUGCAGUCGCGUCCUCAGCCUCCUGAAUGGUGGCGGGCAGCUGCUGGACCCCCGGCCGUACGCCUCGACGUCAUUCAUGUCCCAAAUCAAGCAGGAGGAAGCCGGAUAUGUUGAGAGAGAGCAGCCAGAGGGGCCCAGCCACUCCGAUAAGAUGGGGCCUGCAGAGGUGGAGACGUCAGAGGCGGGGCUGGAGGCUGAGCCUCCUCACAGCCAUCGGAGGCAGCAGCAGACCUCGGCCAUCCUGCACGCCUUCACCGAGUCGCUCUAUGGCUACCUGACGGCCAGCUCCCGGCCCAAACCCGGCUACUGCCACCCCGCUGACCCGGACAUCCUCCCUUCCUCUCCAUCCCACACCCUGGGCGGAUGGACCUCGCCCACAACCUCGGAGUCUCACGGACACCCGUCCUCUACAUUCCCUGAGGAAGAGGAGGAGGAGGAAGCCUGCUGCCCACGCUGCCUGGAGCUGGAGCAGGAGGUGCUGUGCCUGCAGCAGGAGAACGAGGAGAUGCGCAGCAAGCUGGACAGCAUGCCAGUACCGUGCCAGAACGUUCUGGAUUUCUUCAAGGCAGUCCUGCAGCACCACAAUCAGUUCGUGCAGCCACCGCUGGAAGAGCAGCUGACAGAGGGCAGUAAGCAGCUCCUGGGAAACUACCCGGUCUUCAUCACCAACAAGCAGUGGGACGAGGCCGUCAACUCCUCCAAGAAGGACGGACGGCGGCUGCUGCGCUACCUGAUCCGCUUCGUCUUCACCACCGACGAGCUGAAGUACUCGUGCGGCCUGGGCAAGCGCAAGCGCUCGGUGCAGACGGGUGAGGCCGGGCCUGAGAGGCGGCCGCUCAACCCCGUCAAGGUCACGUGUCUCCGAGAGUUCAUCCGCAUGCACUGCGCCUCCAAUCCCGACUGGUGGAUGCCGUCUGAGGAGCAGAUCAACAAGGUGUUCAGCGACGCGGUGGGCCACGCACGGCAGGGCCGGGCUGUGGGCACCUUCCUGGGUGGGGGCAGCGGUGGUGGGUCACUCGGCCCCGAGGUAUUCGACGGUCACCUGUCCCAGGAUGAGGUCUUCUUCAAAGGGUCCCAGGACGGCUCAGGGGACUGAGUGGGACGUCAGGGGCGGGUGGGACGCCUUCAUAACCUGGCCAGUCUGGCCACUCUGGGAAACCAGUUAACAUUCCAGAGAGCAAACAGGCUCUCCCAAACAGGUACAUGAGCUGAGUGUCUUUGUUUCUGAGUUUUUUCAUUCCCAGAAUUCAUACUAAGAUGAGGAUAUCCCUGGCUGGUUUGAGUUGAUGGUUUAUAUGCUGGUGCUAUGUUUGACUACAGCAAGACAAUAGUGCUGGUAUGUUUUUUAUCCAAGGGAUGGAGGUUUUCUGUGUAACUGAAGCUAUCUUUCUAUCUUAGUAAGAAAGGUGUUACGAUUGAGUUGACAUGGAUGGGUUACUGAUUGUCACGAUCAUGAUAUGGAGUGUGUGAGGAUAAACACUGAGAUUCAUAGUGACCACUAUCGUGGUCCAGCUUGAGAAAAGUUGACGUGAUUCUCAGCCAGACAGGGCUUCAUAACAGCCCCCAUGUCCACAGUAAAUGUAGGAAAGCGUUUCGGAGGGUGCUGAUGUCAUUCUUCUCAGACUGAAUGGUCUUCAAAGGCUCCACUUUCGUCUAUCCAUGACUCCGCCUACAUUGCCCAUAGUGCCUCAUAACAGGUUCGUCAUGCCAACUCCCAAGAUUCCGAACUGAAAUUCCUGGGGAAACAUUUCCAAAUCCUGUCUUUUGUGUCUCCACUGUCUCCAGUGCACUGUGGAGCCCAGAUCCAGGUUUGUUACGGACAUCAAUUUCCCAGGCAUCCAGCUUCUCAGAUUCCAUGUUUCCUGUGGUCUUGAACGGUCUCUCGCCUUAAGUUCGGAACCACACCUCAGUUGGCUCCCCAGCAUCAGGUAUAUUUCACUGCCAUCCAACAUGCGGUCUACGAUUUUAUCUAUUUCGUAAUAAUUAAACAGGGAUGUUUCGAAGCAGCCGCACUGGCUGGGGCCUCCAUAGAACAUGCAGAUGUUGUACCCUCACUUAGAGGUGUUCUUGUUCCUAAAUGUUACAGAUGUUUAGGGACUCAUGUCCAUAUAGGAACACUGUUGCCAGUGUUUGUCCACUUGAACUGGGUCUCCUGCAGGAAACCAUCUGCUAGCAGCAAUUGCCGCUGUCCUCCAUCAACACUUCUCUGGCUUUACUUCCUGAGCCCAUGCUUCCUGUCUCAGCGUUGCCACGGCACUUGUCUGUAAGUGGCUCUGGGCCAAGGACAAUGUUCCAAGGCCCACCGGGACCUUUUCUGGAGUCUUGUUCAGUGUUUGAGGACAGGGUCCUGCUUCAUGUGAAAUGCUGAGUUACAGCUGCUCCGACCUCAUGUAGUCUUCUCAUAGGCCAAAUUCCGAGCGGAACCU
This is a messenger RNA of Brienomyrus brachyistius, 2988 nucleotides long. Its product is annotated as BEN domain-containing protein 4. NCBI's taxonomy places the organism in Eukaryota, Metazoa, Chordata, Actinopteri, Osteoglossiformes, Mormyridae. The record is from RefSeq and is a predicted model, not a curated record. The transcript is spliced from 5 exons. Gene Ontology annotation, molecular function: DNA binding. The coding region runs from base 60 to 1658 and encodes 532 amino acids.